UGACACCACAACAAUUAUUGAUGCAAUAACAAUUUUGGACUCCACAACAGUAUCAUCAACAUUCUCAGCUGCAGCAAAAAUGUUGACAUCUGAUGCAGCAACCAAAACGAUGCAUGACACCACCACAGCUCCUGAUGCAAUAACAUCUUUGGCUUCCACAACCAACCAUCCAGCAUCCUCAACUGAAGCAUCAACAUCAGCAACCACAACUGUGCCAGAGACUGCAACAACUAUUGAUGCAACAACAACUAUAGCUUCCACAACCACCCCUCCAACAUCUGCAGUACCAACACCAACAACUGUAGCACCAGUGUCAACAACAGAUGAUGCAACAUCCAUUAUGCCUAACACCACAAAAACUACUGAUGCAAAAACAGCUUUGGCUUCCACAACAAAUCCUCCAGCAUCCUCAACUGUGGCACAAAUGUUGACAACUGAUGCAGCAACAACAACCAUGCCUGACACCACAAAAACUAUUGAUGCAGAAACAACUUUGGCUUCCACAACCACCCCUCCAACAUCCUCAACUGUGGCACCAAUGUCAACAACAAAUGUUGCAUCAACCACAAGUAUGCUUGACACCACAGGAACUACUGAAGCAAAAACAAAUUUGGCUUCCACAACCACCCCUCCAACAUCCUCAACUGUGGCACCAAUGUCAACAACAAAUGUUGCAUCAACCACAAGUAUGCUUGACACCACAGGAACUACUGAUGCAAAAACAAAUUUGGCUUCCAAAACCACCCCUCCAACAUCCUCAACUGCAGUACCAAUGUCAACAACAAAUGUUGCAUCAACCACAACUAUGCCUAACACCACAACAAAUAUUUACACAGCAGCAACUUUGGCUUCCACAACCACCCAUCCAACAUCCUCAACUGUGGCACCAAUGUCAACAACAAAUGAUGCAUCAACCACAAGUAUGCUUGACACCACAGGAACUACUGAUUAUGCUUGA
Molecule: messenger RNA, 958 nt
Organism: Sinocyclocheilus grahami
Lineage: Eukaryota; Metazoa; Chordata; Actinopteri; Cypriniformes; Cyprinidae
Product: cell wall protein DAN4-like
Exons: 2
Coding region: 80-958 (292 amino acids)
Source: RefSeq, a predicted model, not a curated record